AUGCCUAAUUCUGUAGCUAAGACACAAGUAGUACGCACGGCAAUUUACGACAUGCUGGGAGCAUGCUCAAGUAACAGACCGGCAGAUAGUGCAGAAGAAAGAGCCAAAAAUAUAUUUGCAAAAAUGGAUGAAAACAACGACGGUCAAUUGACACAAGAUGAGUUCUUGAAAGGGUGCCUGCAAGACGAAGAGCUGUCGAAGAUGUUGGCUCCAUAA
This is a messenger RNA of Cotesia congregata, 216 nucleotides long. The record is from the annotation of a GenBank genome assembly. Lineage: Eukaryota; Metazoa; Arthropoda; Insecta; Hymenoptera; Braconidae.